Messenger RNA from Trichoderma asperellum CBS 433.97, 2616 nucleotides. RefSeq lists its product as uncharacterized. Gene Ontology annotation, molecular function: nucleic acid binding; ATP binding. The record is from RefSeq and is a predicted model, not a curated record. Gene Ontology annotation, cellular component: nucleus. NCBI's taxonomy places the organism in Eukaryota, Fungi, Ascomycota, Sordariomycetes, Hypocreales, Hypocreaceae.
AUGUAUGCUAGGUACAUCCCUCCGUCCGGAGGGCAGAAGCCUCUGCGCAAAAACGAGGAUUCUUCAGCAACGAAACAGUCACCUGCACCAUCUGCUCCUACGACAACGAAUGUGGAUGGACUUUCCUACUCCCGCUAUAUCCCUAGCGCAAAGACCUCGCAGCAAGACGCACUGCCAAUAAUUCAACGGUUCGAAGAUGAGUCGAGUUCUACGACGCCUAAGAGAAAACGAGACGAAGAAGAGCAGCUGCCAGUAUCCGAAAAUAAAAAAUCAAAGAAAUCAAAGAAAGAGAAACAUGAUAAUGAAUCAGAAGAGGCCGAAAGCGCUCCGAAGGAACGAAAGGUGAAAGAAUCAGAGCAGGAGGGAAAGAGGAAGAGGAGGAAAGACAAAAAGAAAAGAGAUGCAUCAGACGAUGAAGACGACGAGCCCACCUCCAACGAAUCAAUAUCUCACCAAAACGAGGCCGUUGUCGACGGGGCAGAUACUGGCGCUCAUGACGAAGAUGCCGAUAUGGUAGAUGAGGAUCCUGCAGCCGAAAGCGACCUAGAAGCCUCUGAGCCUGCCGAAAAGCAAAAGAAGCCACCUAAAAGGGAGAAGAAGAAGAAAUCACAAGACGUUGAUACGGAAGAUGCUCAAGAAGAGGACGAGGACAAACGACACAAAGCCGUCUUUGAACGAAAGGCCAAAUCGCUCAAGUAUUCAGAAAUGAUCAAAGAGCAAGGCAUCGUGGAGGAGCCGGAAGAGCCCACAGAGCUUCAUGGCUUAGAGCCUCUCCCACAGCCCGAGCCCGCCGCACCGAGCACAGCCAAACCCACGUACGAGACACUCCCGCCGUGGCUUGCAGCGCCAAUCCGUGUCUCGCAAGAUACCCGAACUCCCUUUGCGGAUCUUGGUAUCCUUCCAAAAGCAGCUCGAUAUCUGGAGCAAAAGGGAUACACGGAAGCGUUUGCUGUCCAGACAGCGGCCCUGCCGCUACUGCUCCCAACAAACAAACAACAACCAGGUGAUCUCCUCGUUUCAGCCGCGACUGGCUCUGGAAAAACCCUAGCCUAUGCUUUACCCAUAGUAAGGGAUCUAAGCAACAGUGUCGUCACAAGACUGCGCUGCCUUGUUGUCCUACCCACCCGUGAACUCGUCAAGCAAGCACAAGAAGUAUUCGAGCUCUGCGCAAAGGCGUACGAAGGAGAGGACAGGAAGAGGGUGCGCAUUGGCAUCGCAAUCGGCAACCAGUCCUUGGCUUCGGAACAAGAUGUUCUCGUGACCAGAGAGACACGAUACGACCCAGAGGCUUAUAAGCAGCUCGAAGAAGAGGCGUCGCAUAAACCCUCAGCAAGUGCCAGUGAGGAAGACUUGGACGAGCUUCUCACCAGCUCCGACACACGGCGUAUUGACCCUCGUAUUGGGCCUUGGCAGGGCCAAGUCAUCGAUUUCCAUUCCAAGGUCGACAUCCUCAUCUGCACGCCCGGCCGUCUCGUCGAGCACAUCGACCAAACACCGGGCUUCACGCUCUCCUAUAUCCGCUGGCUCGUUGUUGACGAAGCCGACAAGCUCCUUGCGCAAAGCUUCCAGGGAUGGCUGGACGUUGUGCUGGAUAAAUUCAAGGCAAACAGCUACGGCGCCAGGGAUUUCCCCGAUAUGCCUUACUCGGGCGUCCGCAAGAUUCUUCUCAGUGCCACCCUGACCAGAGAUUUGAGUCUCCUGAAUCAGCUCGCCUUGAAGAGGCCGAAGCUGAUCGUCCUGGAAAGCGGUAAUGACGUGCAGGUUGCGGAACAUUCAUUGCCGGAAUUGUUGAGAGAGUAUGCCGUGAGAGUGCAUGACGCGAAUCUCAAGCCGUUGUACCUUCUCGAUCUUUUACGGAGCCGACACAUGGCUGUCGACUGUGAUUCGACCACCAAAUCGGAUGACGCAGCUACGGAAGAACAAUCAGAUUCGGCUUCAGAGACCAGUUCGGACGAUUCAAGCUCUAGUUCCGACUCAGAUUCGGAUUCUGACGAUUCAAAGACUAGUUCAGAUACUGAUACAAGCUCGGAUUCGGAUUCAGACUCAGAUUCAGAUGCAAGUUCAAAUACAAAAGAAAAGAAACCACGCUCUUCGCUGUCCAAUUCACAAAUGCCCAAGGCACUCAUAUUCACAAAAUCCAACGAGGCUGCGCUGCGAUUGUCACGACUCCUCACCAUCCUCGACAAAUCCCUCGACACACAAAUCAGUACCCUCACAUCCACUACACCCACAAGCAUCCGCCGCAAGACCCUACGAGCAUUCACCACUCCUUCUUCGCCCUUACGCCUCAUUAUCGCAUCCGAUCUUGUUGCACGUGGUAUUGAUAUCCCGAAGCUACCACACGUCGUCAACUACGAUCUUCCGCCCAGCGUGGCCGGCUAUGUCCACCGUGUAGGCCGAACUGCUCGAGCAGGCAGGUCCGGAUGUGCCUGGACGCUUGUGGGAGAUGGAGAGAGUGGUUGGUUCUGGGGUAAGAUUGGUAAAGGCGCCGGCGUGAAGAGAGCACAGAAGGUGGGCAGAGUGAUGAUAGAGGAGAUGAACGAUGAUAGAAUAGAAGAGUAUGAGAGUGCGCUAGAGAAGCUAGGCAAGGAGGCGCUCGAGUCACGAAAGAGAUAG